ACGAACCUGGCCAAGAACGAAUGAUAUUUAAUUUAUGUUUUUUUUUUGACAAACACGCUUCCCUUAAUCUUCCAAUCGCCCGCGGGCCUAAAAAGUUAGAACACAUUAAGUGUCUUGAUCAAACAUCAUUCGACUAAACGGUCCCGUGAAGACUUCCGAAACUUCAUUUCCCAGCAUGCACGGUGUAACUAUAUGUUCUCUGUGACUGGGUUUAUUUGAAGGGGUCCGCGUAAAGUAUCAGCAAACUGAAAGACAAGACUUUUCUUAACAGCGUGUGUUUGUUCGUUUGUUGGAUUUUUGCACACUUUAUUUCAGCCCUUGGUCGCCGUAAGUCGUGUAAUACAUGCUGAUAUCUCACUAUCUGGUUAAGGCUGUAGUGGACGGAGAGCUCCGCCGUAAGUCCUGUGCCUAGGGGGAAAGGGCGGAUCGGUGAGAGGGCUCCCAGCUCUGGGCUGCUCGGGCUCCGUCACUUUUGUCACCGGCUCGAUCGGGCUCCACCUAGGAGGAAAAGCAGCCCCCCAAGCCCGACAGCCCACGGGAACAAAGGCGCCAACGGGUCGGUCCAGAGCGAGGCCGGUGGUUUUCGGAGGCGCGCCGUGUCUUUGCAGGUCAGAAGUAUUAAACGCGGCUACAUAGUAACGGAAGAAUGGCUCAGCCCGGACAUCACCAUGUCGCCAGCUCCCAGAAAGCGCUAAUGCUGGAGCUGAAAAGUCUCCAGGAAGAGCCGGUCGAGGGCUUCAAGAUUACUUUAGUGGACGAGUCGGACCUCUACAACUGGGAAGUGGCGAUAUUCGGACCCCCGAACACCCACUACGAGGGGGGCUAUUUUAAGGCCCGUAUCAAAUUCCCUGUGGAUUAUCCCUACUCUCCGCCCGCCUUCCGAUUCCUCACCAAAAUGUGGCACCCUAACAUUUAUGAGAAUGGCGACGUGUGCAUUUCCAUCCUGCACCCGCCAGUGGACGACCCCCAGAGCGGCGAGCUGCCGUCGGAACGAUGGAACCCCACGCAGAACGUCAGAACCAUCCUGCUGAGCGUGAUCUCCUUGCUGAAUGAGCCCAACACCUUCUCCCCAGCCAACGUGGACGCGUCGGUCAUGUACCGUAAGUGGCGGGACAGCAAAGGGAAGGACAGGGAGUACGGCGACAUCAUCAGAAAACAGGUGCUGGCCACCAAAGAGGACGCCGACCGAGAUGGAGUGAAGGUCCCCACCACUUUGGCGGAGUACUGCGUUCGCACCCGCGCCCCGCCGCCGGACGAGGGCUCCACCCUCUUCUACGAUGACUACUACGAUGACAGGGACCUGGACGAUGAAGAUGAGGAUGAGGAGGACUGCUGCUAUGAUGAGGAUGACUCGGGGACGGAGGAGUCCUGACUGCCCCCUUGCGGUCCCCCCCCCCCAGUCAUCCAGUCAUUUUCAUGAUCGACAACUGAGCUUUUUUUUUGGACGGCCAUACCCGCGUGUUUUUAAGUCAGAUCCAGUGAAAAGCAGUGGAGUUUUUAACAAUUUUCUGUGAUCUUGGUUAUUCGAUCUGUUCUUUAAGUAUUGUUCUCUCCGCCGAGGCCCAGAACCAUUCAGUUUCAGUCCGUGUCCCAACCUGUGUACUAAGCAGCUCCUUCAGCCGAUAUUUGCACAUUUUGUAUUUUAGCUCUGGCUUGCCAGAGGUUACAGCUUGCAGAAGAUGAAAAGCCUUAAGUCUGUGAAAGAGUGAGUGUGGAGGCAUGAUUCUACCGGCUGGUUAUGUGGGACUUAGCUACUGAUGGUGCCGCGUGAAGGUGCCCAAGGUCUUGUAUCAAACUCUCAAACAGAAACCGUGUCUCAUACUUCAGAAAGCAAUAGCCUGGAAUAUCUGAAUUUUUUUUUUUCUUCUGCAUGAUGAGGAAGACCCACACAAGCACCAAGAGUGCGAAAUGGUCAGCGGUCACGCCUGUGGCAAGCCGUCUGAGCUCUUCAUGCUAGCCGGGUUCCAGGCGUGUCCCCACAAGUACCCCACUGGUUGAGCAGCGUUGGAUUGUCGAGCCUCUAGCAGUGGCGCGAGUUCAUACUUGGAGUGAUCCCUUUAAAUGUGGGCUUGUGUCGUCAGGAAAAAGCAUUUGCACAUGCAAGCUUCUUAGCUUUCUGUCUGCCUACAAGGGGUUACACAUUCCCCAUUGGUCAUUGAAGUCAGCAAAACUUUAAAGUACGAACUCUUCACUGAACUCUCUAUAUGCCCAAGGGGGUUUUAAAAAUCAGUGUCUUCCGGUGUUUCCUUCUGCUGUUUUGGCGUUUUGAUUUGAUCAGUUUCUGUGAGGGGAAAAAAAGGGGGAUGUGUCUGGCUGGUCAAAUUGGCAUGUAGCUAUGUAAUUGGUGCUUACACCUAAAAGCCCAACAAUGUGGAUAAAUUUGCUUCUUAUCAUAUGCAUAUCGUGAAACAUUUGGAAAAAAUCUGUUUGCUCACAGAACAGUGAUGGCUAAUUAUCCUUUUGCUCUAUUUAAGUGUUAUUGAAACAUGACUUGUGCAUCACUUCAAACAUGCAGAGUCAUGAAGAACUGCUUCAAGCUCUUUUAAGAAAUGUUGGGAAUCCUUACAAGCAUCUGCCUUGCAGACAUCCUGUUUGUUUAAACCUUUUUCGCCUGUAAUUCAGGAUUUGAACAAGCAUAGUUAUCGCAGGAUUUUCUUAGGAAUCCCCAAGCUAAAGCCCUUCUCUUCGUUCAAAGUGUGUAUUUUUGCUGGGUGUGAAUUUGUGAAGGUGCAGGGUUUAUAAAUUGUAUUAGUUUAUUUGUAUUUUUUAUAUAGAGUAUUGGUCUCUGCAUCCGUAUGGGAUCUUAAGCUACAACUUUGCAAAACUAAAAGCUCAGGAUGAUUUUAAAAAACAAUUCUGCAAUUUCUCAGUUUCAUGAUCUCUCCCCUCUGCUUCGACUGUUUACAAUAUCUACCUUAAUAUUGAUAUGCACAAGUGAACAUAUUUGUUUCCUUUUUUUCAUAUGGUUUGUAAAUCUAUUUAAAACUGAAAUAAAGAUCUUUAUUAGAAGAA
Paramormyrops kingsleyae is the source of this 3012-nucleotide messenger RNA. RefSeq names its product cell division cycle 34 homolog (S. cerevisiae) a (gene cdc34a). The record is from RefSeq and is a predicted model, not a curated record. NCBI's taxonomy places the organism in Eukaryota, Metazoa, Chordata, Actinopteri, Osteoglossiformes, Mormyridae.